This is a messenger RNA of Vespa velutina, 5164 nucleotides long. RefSeq names its product rapamycin-insensitive companion of mTOR (gene rictor). The transcript has 10 exons. Gene Ontology annotation, cellular component: TORC2 complex. Bases 530 to 5062 code for a protein of 1510 amino acids. Gene Ontology annotation, biological process: positive regulation of phosphatidylinositol 3-kinase/protein kinase B signal transduction; TORC2 signaling. NCBI's taxonomy places the organism in Eukaryota, Metazoa, Arthropoda, Insecta, Hymenoptera, Vespidae. Gene Ontology annotation, molecular function: protein serine/threonine kinase activator activity. The record is from RefSeq and is a predicted model, not a curated record.
CGUAGUAUUUAAUAAAAUUUGAGAAAUGACAAGCGACAAAGUUAUAGCAAGAAGUUGCUGCACGUAAUAAAAGAAAAGAAAAGGGGGUUAAAAGAAAGAAAGAAAGGGAAAAAAAAAAAAGUUAUUUGCGCUGAGAUUUCUACGAAAAUCUAAGGCGCACUUCGAUUAUUGUUAUUAACAGAAGGAAAUACAUAGUUCUCUAAGUGUACCGGUUGGUAACGCUGUUACACGAGAGAUACAAGGAGGUUAAAGUUUUGCGAAUCGACUGGGACAUCUAUAAUUUUGGCAAAAGAGAAGUUACCGCGGUGGUCUACGUCGCGAGAAUUGACGAUAGUGCAAACGAGUUCUUUCGUGUGAGAGAGUGACAUUUCGCUCGUGUUCUCUAUUACUUGAUUUUUAUCAAUAAAUUAUUCUUAGUGUUUCGUACGUAAAGUCGAACCGUGAGAAUGACAUAUUUCGUGAAAAAGGCACGUGGCAACGGUCGGACGAAGAGUGUUAAUUGUGAUCGUGGGUAGCAGCCGGCUAAGAAAUGGCAAUCUCUAGUUAUUUGAUCUGGACUCUACGAGCAAGCAGAUCUCAUCGAAGUCGGCGAGAUAACGAAGACAGUAGUGUGCAACUCGAUCUGUCAAGAGGAUUGAAAGAAAAUGUAAAAGAAGUUUUAACUAAUCUUUGUCAACGACACAAUGUACCAAGUGUAAAGAAGCUAGCUUAUCUUAAUGCUAUUGUUAAAUUAAUUAGUGAAAAUGAUUUAUCUGAUUAUGGUUACUCAAUGGACGAUCUGUUUUGUUGUAUGCGUGUGGGUCUUGUACAAGAAGCAACCCAAGUACGUGCAGCAGCAUUACGCGCUGUAAGGUAUAUGCUUAAAAAGGAACAAGAUGUUAUUGCUAUUAAUAAAUUGCAAUAUCCAUAUUUUGUGGCACGUAGUAUGGAUGUUAAUCUACGGAAUGAAAUGGAAAGAAUGCAGGCUCUUAGACUCGUUAGAAGAAUUUUAGCUUUAGCUCCUAAACAUUUCAGCCCUAUCUUAGCCAGAUCUCUUAUAAGUUUAACUAAUGGUGGCAUAGAGGAAAGAGAUCGUGCAUUCAGAGUAUUUUUAGCUACUCUCUGUGAGUUAGGAAUCUUAAAUACAAAUUUGUUAAUAAGUUGUGGUGGAGUUAGCGCUCUUGCGCGAGCAGCUAUGACUGGACAAAGCCCUUCGAUCGUCGAAUCUGUUGUGGGGGUUUUGUUAAAAUUAUUAAAUAAUCCUGAUACAAGAGGGAGCGUUUCCCUUUUAUGUUUCGCAGCGCCGUAUUGUGAACUUCACUCUUCAAGUUCAGAAAGAACAAAAGAGGAACGAGAUCAAAAAUUUGCAGCAAGUAAGAUGGCAUUAUUGAGUAUACUACGGUCUUAUCCAGGUGUUUUACAUUUUUGCUGUCCUACUGAUAAUUCUGGCCUUAAAGCUAUAGCAGAUAUCUUAUACGUUGAACAGCUUGAAGUUCGCGGAGCUGUUUUGGAAUUACUUUAUGAAUUAUUGGAUUUACCUCUGCCAACGUGGACUGACGAACCAGACGUUGCAUUGGCUGCAGUCGAUCCUGGCAGAACGCGAGAUUCGUGGAAAUUAUCUGAAGGUUUUGUUGCAGCUGAGGGAAAAUUUAUAUUACCAUCUCUUUCAUCUUGUUGGCCAAACAUAACGGAAAUACAUUUAGCAUUAUUAGUGUAUGCUUUAUUAGAAUGUGGAUUACACAGAGCACUCGCAGAAACAAUCGUUUCUUCGGAUACCUUUAUUUCCGUACGUGCAGCAGUACUAUUAGGAGCAUUACUGCAUUUAGCACAUUCCCUGCUACCUUCAGAAGUGUGUGAUCUGACGCCACCUUUGCCAAACUUAUUGGAACAUGCAAGUGCUGGUAAGCAUCAAGCUCUUGCCGCUGUAACGAUUUUAGGACGGAUGCAUACGAUGAUGCGCCGUCGACCAUCACCUACGAGUCUCUUUCUCGAUCGAAUGUUACGAGCUGGUACUUGGUUGAGACCAACUUUGCCAAGACGCCAACGACCGUCCAGUAGACAUUGGUUACGCAGGGAAUCUUCAACGACACCUUUAUUGAAAGACGCCCAAGUACUAAGCUCUAAGGACGCGCUGGCUUGGAAUUGGCCUGUAGUACGAUCAAUCCUUCGUUCACGCGAAGAUACGAUAAGGAUACUCCAUGAUUCUGAUUACAGACUGUUUAUCAAGAGACUCGUUCGUUAUUUCAAACCUUCAUCGAAUGCAUACAGUAGAGUGGAAUUGGGAACAAACGCUAUUUUAGCACGAGAAGCAACUUUAGCAGGCUGCGAAUUACUGAACUGUUUAUUAGAGCUUCAUGAGCCCGAAAGUACGAAAUUGUUGAAUGAAUUGAUCGCAGAUAUCGCCGAACAAAUCUCUUAUAUUCGUACUGCGCAAUCUGCACACGAUUGCUUAUUCUCACCGCGUCACAUGUCUACAACGUGUUGUCAGAAAUAUUUCCUCUUUUUAGGACAACUGAGUCAUUCUGCAAAGGGAACUGUUGUUUUAAAAGGAUUCAAUUUAUUAGAAGAAUUACAAGACUUAGCUCUAGCCACAAAUCAUGACUGUUAUGUGAAACUUAUUGUUUCAAGUUUAGAUUAUUCCAGAGAAGGACCUAACAGGAAAGUUCUGAAUAAAAUUAUUACCGAAUCAUCUUUAGAAUUUACGCGCUUAUAUGCUACGCAGUUCCUACGAUUGAUACUCAGAGCAAAAAUGUCGGAUGCAUACCAUUGGGCAAUAACUUUAUUAACAGAAAAAUUAACGGACACUAGUAAGGUUGUAGCACUGACCGCAUUGGAGGUAUUGCAUGAGGCGUGCGAAGAAACGGAAUAUUUAGAAAUUUUAUUGCAUCAAGAAGAGCGUCAAGGAAAUUGGGAUAAAUGGUUGCAACAUUUAGGAGAUAAAGGUUAUUUAUUAAAAAUAAGGCUUUACUCUUUGCACGAAGGUUUUUCCUGUUUGCCAUCACCUUCAGAAGAAUUAGAAAAAUGGAUUGGACCUGAAGGUUUUGCAGAGAGAUAUGUAGGCUUAGUGGAAGGUGAAAUACAUGACUCUCUGACACGUCGUCAGAGAAACGAAAAUGGAAGUUACCACAGAAGAACAACUAACGAAUUGAUAAUGCCUCGCAAUAUAUUUAUUUUACCUCAUUUGAUAGGCCAAAUAGUACGGCAUGAUUUUGGAAUGCAAUUAUUGCUCCGCCGAAAUGUAAUACAACAUUACGCACGAAUCAUUCAAAGAUUUAGAAUAGAUUUGGGAGGUAGAGAUUCGGAAUCUAAUUCAAGAUGCACUAAAAGUAGUCGUUUAAUUGUGGAUGAUAAUUAUACUAUGUCAGAAGGGUCAUGUAUUGAUGAAUAUGUUGAACCAAAUCGUCUAGAAACAAUUGUAGAUGCAGAAACUAUUGAAUUAUCUGACAUAUGUACCCCGCCAAAAACGGAAUCUUUAAUAGAAAUACGAAGAAAAACAAGUUUAGAUGAUUCAAGACAUACUACUCCCGAUAGAAGUUGGAGAAGCGAUCUUGAGAUUCGUGAUGAUCAGUCCAUUAGUUUAGAAAAACAAAUAUUAAAAACAAAAUCUGCAUUGUGGGCAUUAGGACAUAUAGGAACGUCAGCAGCAGGAGUCGAACAAUUAAAUCAUUUAGGAAUUAUAGAAAUGAUUACGUCUAUGGCGGAAACAUGUCCUUAUUAUUCGGUAAGAGCAACGGCCAUGUAUGCUUUAAGUCUUAUUGCUACGACCCGUGCAGGCACGGAUGCACUAACAACUUUCGAUUGGCCAAGUGUAAGACAUAGAAGAGGAGAUCAUUGGUCGAUUAUACGACCUACAACUCGCUAUCCCGUACCAAGUCCUAUUCUUAUUCAAAGGCAUCACCGGAGUCUUAGCGAUGGUAAACCUGAAUUACCUGAACCGGUAGCUCGUCGAACUAGGAAUCGCUCCGAGAGUGCAGCUACGGAUUUGGAAGCAAGAAGAGAAAGAGGAGAAACUCCAAGUCCACUAUCAAGUAUACAAAGAUUAAGUCAACAAGAUGCAGAAGGAUAUGCGCGUCUUCGUAGUUUACAGCGUUAUCGUAGACCAAGUUAUUCUCAAAGUAGUUUAGAGAUGUACAGUUUAGAUGGACGACUUUCACUACAGAGCCUUUCAGAAUUUGAUUCAUCCCGCAGCUGGAUUGCGAAUAAUAUACUCACACCUACCCCACCGCCCCUCGAAAAUGAUAAUGAUAAUCUAUUUUAUAUGGGUAUUUGCCUUCCUAGAAGACUUACAACUCUUUUUCCGGAUCCACCUCAACCAGUAGUUUCUACUGUAGUUGAUGAUUCAAGUAAAUCUGAAAUAGGUCCUAAUGAAAUAGAUGAAGAAUCUGGAUCAGAAAGUGAUGCCGACACAGAGCAUUGUCGAGUGUGCCUUGUCUGUUACCGUACUAAAAGUACCACUAAGGUUUUCACUGGAGAAGCAGAUAUAAAACUACGGAGGGAAAUCCUUAGGCAUACGCAGCGACUUGCAAAUCCUGUCUGGUACAGACAUAGUAGACAAACUCUUCUUAGAUUAAGGCAAAGGUAUCCUGACAAAUUUCAGGAUGCUUGCUUGUUUUCGGAUGUAGCUUCUCGAUUAGGGAGUAGUUCUUAUAGAAUACCAGCACGACGAUUCUUACAAGAAUUAUUUCUAGAUUCUUCGUUUGAUGCGCUUUAUGCAGAACCAGUCAGCAUAUUAAAAUUAUCUAUUGGUACAGAGGAAAAUCCUUUACAAUCAUGUGUUCCUAUUGCAUCUGAGGCUAGUCCUCGGACAUCUCAUAGUUCUUCAGAAAGUAAAGUGAAUGGAAGAGUUACUUUUUCUGAAAUACAGCCUGGCCAAUUAACUAUAGUAGCGGAAGAAGCGACAGGUGAAGGAUGUACAAUGAAUCAACGAGAUAAACUCCAAGAAAUUCUGCAAAUGUCCGAACGACGUAGUGAUGAAAAAAUUAUUGCGGAAAUAUUAAAUCCCGAGGAAAGGAUACGUUUGUCAAAGAGUUCUGAUAGAUUAUUAAAAAUAUCGAGUACCAACACUGCCAUCAGUUUUGAGUAGUCCUCGACUUUAAUCUCACACUUGUAUAUUUUGUAUUAAAGAUAAUAUUGAAAUAUAUAUAUAUAUAGAAAAUAAAUUACACUGCCAGAAGCCAGCAUCAAA